Asterias rubens (European starfish) is the source of this 4070-nucleotide messenger RNA. RefSeq names its product solute carrier family 22 member 15-like. Gene Ontology annotation, molecular function: transmembrane transporter activity. Gene Ontology annotation, biological process: transmembrane transport. Gene Ontology annotation, cellular component: membrane. NCBI's taxonomy places the organism in Eukaryota, Metazoa, Echinodermata, Asteroidea, Forcipulatida, Asteriidae. The record is from RefSeq and is a predicted model, not a curated record. The coding region runs from base 176 to 1708 and encodes 510 amino acids. The transcript is spliced from 12 exons.
CUGUGACUGUGAGUGUGAGUGUGACAGCUAGGCUAAGCUACUUCAGUACUUGUACUUUGGACGAGUCAAAAACGGAGUUUGAUGAGGUUGUUGGAUUACGAAUGUCUUCAACUUUGGAUGUGGAGCUGGUGUCAGUGUGAAUAAAGAAUAGCCAGAAGUCCAGAAGAACGCAAAGAUGGAAUUCGACCAUGUCCUGAAAACAGUUGGGGAGUUUGGCCGAUUGCAGAAAUCCAAUUUUCUCUUCUUGUCUUCACUGAACACCGUGAUGGCAACCCACAUGCUCGCCAUUGCUUUUGUCGGAAAAGAGCCUGCAUAUAUCUCAUGUAAAGACAACCCUAUUGCCAAGGACCAUCCAUGCAGUCCAGAUGCCAGACCAUGUAAUGAGUAUGCUUACUCUCAUGAGUUCACAUCUAUUGUAACAGAGUGGGAUCUGGUUUGCAGCAACAAGUACAAAGUUGGACUUGUCCAGUCUGUCUUUAUGUUUGGUGUCCUCAUUGGAGUGAUGAUAUUUGGUAUGAUGGCCGACACAUACGGGCGCAGAAAAAUGUCUCUGGUCGGACUGAUUUUGAUGUCUAUGUUUGGCAUGCUGAGUGCUUUAACCCAAACUUACAUGCAGUUUACAAUUGCCAGGUUUCUGUUUGGCCUUGCUACAGGGGGAGUCAUUCUGACUACAUUUGUGCUUGCCACAGAGAACCUUGGAAAUACACACAGAGGGCCAGCAGGUACCUUUAUGCAGGGUCUCUUCUGUAUUGGAAUAAUGCUCUUUGCUGUGGUUGCUUACUUUGUCCGAAGUUGGCGAGUUCUUCUGUUUGUCACAACAGCUCCUUUAACUUGCUACCUCUCUAUCAACUGGCUUGUACCAGAGUCCCCACGAUGGUUAGCUUCCCAAGGAAGAAUAUCUGAAGCGGAGGAUAUACUGUAUUACAUCGGGCACUACAACGGCAAGAAAAUCACCAAAGCAAUGGUCCAGCUUAGGGCAUCACCGAGUGUCACUACAAGCAACAAGCAACAUGGUUUGAUUGACUGUUUCAGAACUCCACGUUUACGCUGGCGUAUGUUAGUCAUGAUCUUUAAUUGGUUUACAUGCAGUAUGGUUUAUUAUGGGUUAACCAUGAAUGCCAGCAAUCAAGGGAGUAAUAUGUAUACCAGCUUUGCCUUAUCUGGACUUGCAGAAAUACCAGCAUACUUAGUGUGUUUCUAUCUACUUAACAGGCUGGGGAGGCGAAAACUUCUGGUUUGGUCCAUUCUAACUGCAGGAAUCACAUGCUUAGCUCUAGUCACUGUUCCAAUACAUGUGGAGACAGAAACUCUACGUACCAGUCUUGCAUUCCUUGGUAAGAUGGGAGUCGCAGCAGCCUUUAAUAUUAUUUAUAUCUACACAUCAGAACUUCUACCAACAGUGCUCAGGAAUAGCGGUAUGGGCAUCUGUUCUAUGGCAGCUCGAAUGGGGGGAGUAGUAGCACCCUCUAUUGUACCACUGGGUGAUACAACUGCUUAUCUGAUCUUUGGUGGUACAGCAUUUAUCAGUGGAGUCUUAGAUCUAUGGAUGCCAGAGACUCUGGACAAGCCACUCCCUGAGUCAAUCCGAGAUGUUGAGGAUGGAGACUUAAGAUGGGCAGAGGAUGACAUUGUGGUUGUUGAGAACCCUAAGACUGUCCAAAUUAUGGAGGAGAAGAUUGAGCUCUAUAAGAAAGAUGAAAUGGACUAGGGAGAAAGAUCAAAUAGCUGUUAAGCCUCUUCAUUGUAACUUUAUUAUGUUAGGAAACCCAAGUGUCGCUGUUGCUUGGAUCCAAAGCUCUGGAAUUGGGCGUCAAAAUGUCCUGUGCACAUCUUUAGCUUUGAGAAUGUGCGUGGGUGUGAGUAGUCAAUAGGUAUACACAUUCAACUACAGAGUCCACGGUUCGGGAAAAGUCAACAGUUGGAAAACAUGUACAAAACCUAUGGGAAAAAAGGUUAAAAGAGUAUAACACAAAUGGACAAUCAAGUCCACGGUUCAGGAAAGGUCAACAGUUGGAAAACGUGUACAAAACCAAUGGGAGCUAAUUCAAAAAAGUUAUAUAAACAAAAGAGGGACAAUAUGAGGUCAACGGUUCCAAUCGUGUACAAAACCUAUUGGAAAAAAAGUUUAAAAGAGUAUAUACAUGUAACAAAGAGGACGAUAGAGUCCACGGUUCAGGAAAGGUCAACAGUUGGAAAACGUGUACAAAACCAAUGGGAGCUAAUUCAAAAAAGUUAUAUAAACAAAAGAGGGACAAUAUGAGGUCAACGGUUCCAAUCGUGUACAAAACCUAUUGGAAAAAAAGUUUAAAAGAGUAUAUACAUGUAACAAAGAGGACGAUAGAGUCCACGGGUCGGGAAAGGUCAACUGUUGGAAAACGUGUACAAAACCAAUGGGAGCUAAUUGCAAAACAAAGUUAAAGAGUAUAAACAACAGAGGGACAAUAGGAGGUCCACGGUUGCAGGCGUAGGGGUGCAUGUGUACAAAGUGACCUUUUGGGAGUUCCCGUGUAGGAUCUUAUACACUAUGGAACAAUGGACCGCACAAGGGAAUUCUUUGUUCAACCCGGACCCCACAAGGGAAGUCUUAAGAAAGGGAAUAAUAGACCAACAAUAAAGGACCCCUUAAACUGGACCCAUAAGGUUGUGUGCACACACACACGGCACAUCAUUAUUUGAGCGUGUCUCAUGCAUUAUGUUCCGUUAUGUCUUCCAUUUGGUUUGUGUGCACAACCAAUUAAACUCAUACACCUUCCAAUUUCAUCAAGAUAGUAUAUUUAUUUACUCUUUGUUUAUUUUAUAAUAGUCUUAAAUGCUAAUAUUAUUUUUUUCUAUUGUUAACAAUCAUGUGUAACAUUCCCAUUUAAUUUGUUCAUGGCUUUUUUUUCCAUAUGAAUUUGACUAUUAUGCUAAAUAGAGGAUUAUUUUGGCUCAGUGGUUUCUUUCCCUGCCUUUCACCUCUGUGUACCCGUUUUGAAUUCCACUCGAAUUCGAAGACCAGGGCCUUGCAUGUGAAUGGAUUUUUUAGUCCCCAGCUGGUCGUGUGGGUUAUCCCCAAUUAGGCUUUUCCUCACAGCUAAAACUGACCACCAUUCUCGUUUCCGACUGGUCCUGUUAUUACUAAGUGUGCUGUUGCGUAUGAAAACAAAUACAAUAUAUAUAUAUAAAAUAAAUGGCAUGUACAUGUGUAAAUAUGUAUACAUUUUAAUGGAAACCAAUCAUGUACAUUGAAAAUGUGCAGAAUUUCUAACUAAAAUGUAGAGCAUCUCAAAAAAUGAAGGGAAUUUAAUUAAUGUGAAUUUAUCUCAAAGUUAACAAUUAAAUUAAUAUAAAUGUUAUUCUUUCUUUCCUUUUUAAUUAUAUUCAUAUGCACAAUCCAAUUAAUUAGAGGAUUUUUGAAGGUCAGUAAUUGCCAACUUUUUAACUGUGAACUUUGUUUGUGUGGAUGGGAUGGGUAAUUUAUGCAAAACAAUUACAUAAAUUAUGAGAUCUAAUUAUUAGAUCUUCCACUUUUUUUGUGGCCAUUUUACAAACAAAACAAUUUUCCUUCACAGUUUGGUUAAGCUAAAGUUAGUGAAAAAUCAGCUGGUGCAGAUUGUUUUUUUCUUUUAUUCUUUUUUUUCUUAAUUAUAUAAACAGUUAUCGAAUUGAUGCAAAGAAAUCAGGUUACAUAACUCAUUUUGUUUGUUUGUUUUGCAUUUAUUAGCUGAGAAAAGUUUUACUGCUGGAUUUGUCCUUUAGGGAAGUCUGUCGCGUCGGAGAUUCUGUCCCCCAUAACGGGAAGUUAACUUAGGUGGAUUCAAAAGAGGGCGCUGUCUCCGUGACAUAAUCUCCUGCAACGCUAGCACUUUUUAGGUUUAGCAUAACUCGGCAAUCGUACUUUCCUCUAGUAAUUCGAUUCCAAAAUUAACACUGCUCAGAGUGAAGUUUGAAAGGCGAAAAAAACGACAUAAAUUUUGCAUUUUAAUGUUUUGUCAUCUUUCCAUUUCUUUCAAUGUAUCCUUACAACGUAAGUUUUGUUCGGAAGAAUAAACCUAAUUUUGUAACAGAAUGACUUGUAAACAUUAAAUUAU